Molecule: messenger RNA, 1649 nt
Organism: Pristis pectinata (smalltooth sawfish)
Lineage: Eukaryota; Metazoa; Chordata; Chondrichthyes; Rhinopristiformes; Pristidae
Product: homeobox protein Nkx-2.2a-like
Exons: 3
Coding region: 394-1233 (279 amino acids)
Biological process (GO): cell differentiation; regulation of transcription by RNA polymerase II
Cellular component (GO): nucleus
Molecular function (GO): DNA-binding transcription factor activity, RNA polymerase II-specific; RNA polymerase II cis-regulatory region sequence-specific DNA binding
Source: RefSeq, a predicted model, not a curated record
GCUAUCAAAAAGUAAAGUGUGUUUGCAUUUAUAGCCAAUUUAUUACCAAUGAACAUAUGGUCUGUAUUUUGUCUAACGUCAUAAUCGGGAAGAGCAAACAGCGGGCAAUCUGAGAGUGUGGAGAGACACUGCCACUCGCCUACUGUGUAAACGCACUUGGACAAUAUUAAGAGUGGAUCAUUUUUUGUGAGUCCCUGGGUAUAUAAAGCGCAUCAGUCUUAUCUGUGCACGCACUCCUGACUUUCCAUUUGGAGAUACUUCAACGACAUCCGAGCAUUAAAAAAAACAACAAAACUGGCUGCAUCAGUCACUCCUCUCCAGCUUUUGACAGCGGAUUGAAAGGGGGGGAAAAAGCUGGUGCCGCAACUUUUCCUGCAUAAAUUUGGCCAGAAUAUGUCGCUGACCAACACAAAGACGGGCUUCUCAGUAAAGGACAUCUUGGACCUCCCUGACACCAAUGAUGAGGACGGCUCGGCGGCCGAGGCGACGGAGGAAGACGGGGAGGCUUCGGAAACAGCCAAAACUUCAGGGUUUGCCCGGCAAAGUCCGCUGGAAACUGUACAGAGGCUUCCUCUGAAGAACCCCUUUUACGAUAGCGCCGAUAAUCCGUACACCCGGUGGUUGGCUACAACUGAGAGCAUCCAGUAUUCCUUGCACGGGAUUUCAACUAACAGCUCCCAACAGCAGAACUCCUCGAGUAAAUCUUCGGAGCCUUCCGCGGACGAGUCGCAGGAUAACGCAACGGAAACGUCCAGCAACGGCAGCGAGUCGGGGAAGAAGAGGAAACGGAGGGUUCUGUUUUCCAAGGCUCAGACUUAUGAACUAGAGAGGCGUUUCAGGCAACAGAGAUACCUGUCUGCGCCCGAGAGGGAGCACCUCGCCAGCUUGAUCAGACUCACGCCCACCCAGGUCAAGAUCUGGUUCCAGAACCACAGGUAUAAGAUGAAGCGGGCCAGGGCCGAGAAAGGUAUGGACGUGAACCCUCUCCCCUCACCGAGAAGAGUGGCCGUGCCAGUUCUAGUGAGGGACGGCAAGCCUUGUCACGCUAGUAUGGUGACGAACGCUCUCAAAAGCCAGGACUUGGCCGCGGCCACCUUCCAGACCAGCAUCGCCUUCCCAGCCUAUACCACACAGUCCCUCCAACACAUGCAGUAUAACUCCCAUUUCAGCUCUGCCAGUAAUCCCCAGUAUCACACACACCCGCUGGUGCAGAGUCAGCAAUGGACUUGGUGAACCGUUGUAUAAGACUGCUUGAGAACUGGGCAAUAUCUAUAUAUAUUAAAUAAUUAUAUAGUAUAUAUGUAUGUGUGUGCAUGUGUGUGUGUAUGUACAUAUAUACAUAUAUACCGGCACAACAUACGUUUGGAACUGUGAUUGAGCUGAGCUUUUUGUCGCCGUCUGUUUACAAACUAUAUAUUGACUAUAAAACCGGUUCUCGACGUGUUUAGAACUGCGAAUUCAGCGCUCUUGUGACUUGUAAAGUAUGUCUUUGUGUUGUAGGAAUGUUUUCUCGUCACUUACAUUUGUUGUAUAAAAGACAAGCGAGUACAAAAAAAAACUUUUGAAAUCAUGGAGAAAUUUUUAUUUCACAUUCCCAUUUUUAUAUAAAACUUGAAAUAUUUAUGGGCCUUUGUAAUUGAAAUGCGCGA